This is a messenger RNA of Macaca mulatta (Rhesus monkey), 2081 nucleotides long. RefSeq names its product proteasome 26S subunit, non-ATPase 13 (gene PSMD13). The record is from RefSeq and is a predicted model, not a curated record. Lineage: Eukaryota; Metazoa; Chordata; Mammalia; Primates; Cercopithecidae. Gene Ontology annotation, molecular function: structural molecule activity. Gene Ontology annotation, biological process: ubiquitin-dependent protein catabolic process. Gene Ontology annotation, cellular component: cytosol; proteasome regulatory particle, lid subcomplex; nucleus.
GCCUCCCGGCCCCGCCUCCGUGUCCACGCCUCCGGCGCGACCUGGUAGACGCUGAGGCCGAGUAGAGGAAGUUCCCUAGUCUGGUGUCUGACCUCUCGCCCAGGAGGUCAAACCUGGAGCCAGCAUUUCUGUACCCUGCGCUCACACCUUUUUCAACCCGGAUGGCGGUGACAGUUAAUACUUUCUGAGCGCUUUUACUAUGGUCAGGCAUUAUAUUUACACCUAGUCCUCGCAAGACCCUACUGGGAAGGUCAUUUGAGAGGAGCAAUUCCGGGUCACAAAGGCUGACACCACAAAGCUAGUCCAUGGCCGGUUCGACCACAGGCACCCAUACUUUUUAAGCCUCAGUGGCACAACCAGGUGCGCGGGAAGCGGGCUGCAAACGCCGGAGAGUUUUGUUCCGAGCGCAGACAUGCGCGGUUACCGGGCAACCAGCGGGCCCCGCCCCCCGGCCGGCUACGGCGCUCCCAGCCUGCCCCGCGCCGCGCGGCGCCGGAAGUGAGUGAGCAUUUCCGGCAGACAUCCCCGCGGGGCUGACAUCGCGGUUGUUCUUCUGUGCCGGGGGUCUUCCUGCUGUCAUGAAGGACGUACCGGGCUUCCUACAGCAGAGCCAGAGCUCCGGGCCCGGACAGCCCGCUGUGUGGCACCGUCUGGAGGAACUCUACACGAAGAAGUUGUGGCAUCAGCUGACACUUCAGGUGCUUGAUUUUGUGCAGGAUCCGUGCUUUGCCCAAGGAGAUGGUCUCAUUAAGCUUUAUGAAAACUUUAUCAGUGAAUUUGAACACAGGGUGAAUCCUUUGUCCCUGGUAGAAAUCAUUCUUCAUGUAGUUAGACAGAUGACUGAUCCUAAUGUGGCUCUUACUUUCCUGGAAAAGACUCGUGAGAAGGUGAAAAGUAGUGAUGAGGCAGUGAUCCUGUGUAAAACAGCAAUUGGAGCUCUAAAAUUAAACAUCGGGGACCUACAGGUUACAAAGGAAACAAUUGAAGAUGUUGAAGAAAUGCUCAACAACCUUCCUGGUGUGACGUCGGUUCACAGUCGUUUCUAUGAUCUCUCCAGUAAAUACUAUCAAACAGUCGGAAACCACGCGUCCUACUACAAAGAUGCUCUGCGGUUUUUGGGCUGUGUUGACAUCAAGGAUCUACCAGUGUCUGAGCAGCAGGAGAGAGCCUUCACGCUGGGGCUAGCAGGGCUUCUCGGCGAGGGAGUGUUUAACUUUGGAGAACUCCUCAUGCACCCCGUGCUGGAGUCCCUGCGGAACACUGACCGGCAGUGGCUGAUUGACACCCUCUAUGCCUUCAACAGUGGCAACGUAGAGAGGUUCCAGACUCUGAAGACUGCCUGGGGCCAGCAGCCUGAUUUAGCAGCUAACGAAGCCCAGCUUCUGAGGAAAAUUCAGUUGUUGUGCCUCAUGGAGAUGACUUUCACACGACCUGCCAAUCACAGACAACUUACUUUUGAAGAAAUUGCCAAAAGUGCUAAAAUCACAGUGAAUGAGGUGGAGCUCCUGGUGAUGAAGGCCCUUUCGGUGGGGCUGGUGAAAGGCAGCAUAGACGAGGUGGACAGACGCGUCCACAUGACCUGGGUGCAGCCCCGAGUGCUGGAUUUGCAGCAGAUCAAGGGAAUGAAGGACCGCCUGGAGUUCUGGUGCACGGAUGUGAAGAGCAUGGAGAUGCUGGUGGAGCACCAGGCCCAUGACAUCCUCACCUAGGGCCCCCUGGUCCCCUGUCGUGUCUCCUUUGACCACCUGAGAGAGGCGUUUGCAGCCGAUGAAGCUGGCUGCUCAUUGAAUUUGGGUAGGGGUUGGGAUCCUGUCUGAAGUACAGACUGUUCUUGCUCUGAAAACAGGACUGUCCCUGUUGGGGGCCAGGCCACAGGGAGAAGACUUCUUUGUGGGUCUCUCCUGCAGUGGGUGGGGGUCUCUGGGUCUUAGGUGAUAAGGGAGAGAGAAAACGCGUGAGGCAGGAAGUCCCCUAAAGUCCGUGUACUCCAAGGUUGAUCUCCAUCCCCAUCCACCUGUACGGACAUCUUUUCCAUUGUGGUUUGAGAAUGUUCCUAUAAUAAACAGCUCUGCUUUGUUCUU